Phycodurus eques (leafy seadragon) is the source of this 981-nucleotide messenger RNA. RefSeq lists its product as uncharacterized. Gene Ontology annotation, cellular component: membrane. NCBI's taxonomy places the organism in Eukaryota, Metazoa, Chordata, Actinopteri, Syngnathiformes, Syngnathidae. The coding region runs from base 1 to 981 and encodes 326 amino acids. Gene Ontology annotation, molecular function: G protein-coupled receptor activity. The record is from RefSeq and is a predicted model, not a curated record. Gene Ontology annotation, biological process: sensory perception of taste; G protein-coupled receptor signaling pathway. The transcript has a single exon.
AUGCUUGGGACAAACAAAAUGUCCAUGUGGCUCUUGACGGGCAUGUCAGCUGUCACCACGGUGUUCUUCAACCUCUACAUCUUCUUGAUGAGCUUGUACAACUCCAAGCAGAGGAAGCAAUGGAGCCCCAGUGAGACCAUCAUCGUGGCUUUGUCCUUGACAAACAUCACUCACCAGCUCGUCUGCUACUUCUGGAUGACCAUGGAUGAGGUGGACAGCAAGUGUCACGUCGCCCAGAUGCCCUACACUGUCAUGCUGGUCGUCACCUUCAGUCUGAAGUUCACCAUCAUGUGGGACAGCAGCUUCCUGACAUUCUACUACAGCACCAAGUUGGUGAGCACGCCCAACCGGUGCUACACACACAUCCAGGCCACCAUCAUCAAGCAUGUGACACUAGCUGUGUUUGUCAUCCCUCUGUGUGGCCUGGCCACCUGCAUGCCCAUGCUGGUGGUGUUCCACCCCGCCAACGACACCACAGAUGACAAAGACUGCGGGGUGUUAAUGCCUGACACAAAGCCCGGAAAGAUUUACGAGGCCCUCUAUCUGAUCCUUGCGGAUGUGUUGCCGGGCAUGUUCAUGGUAAAAUGCUGCAUCUCCAUCUCAGUGCACCUGGCGGUCCAUCUCCGCCACAUGAAGGCCAGCACCAACGGCGCUCACGUCCCAAAGCUGGGCACUCAGAUGAGGGUGAUCCAAAUGGCACUCUCCCUAGUGGCCGUCUUCCUCCUCUUCCUCGUGGUCGACCUGUACGUUAACUAUCAGAUAGCAGUGCAUCACGAGAACGCCAUCACGCUGACGUUUUUCUUCACGUCCAUCUAUACCACCGUUUCUGCCAUGGUGCUGAUCUAUGGGAAAAAAACGCAUUGGAACGCUCUGGCCCAUGAAUGUAACGUCUGCACGGAUGCAUAUCCGUGUUUGACAUGCGUGAAGGUGCCUGAGCGGAAAGACCGAUCCAGCAGCACCCAUGCAAGGAUCAAGAGCUGA